Molecule: messenger RNA, 980 nt
Organism: Parathielavia appendiculata
Lineage: Eukaryota; Fungi; Ascomycota; Sordariomycetes; Sordariales; Chaetomiaceae
Exons: 1
Coding region: 146-790 (214 amino acids)
Source: RefSeq, a predicted model, not a curated record
ACCGUUUUCUAUCCCUUCCGCUGCCUCCUUCUAACCAUAACCACCUCACAAAAAGGGCUCGCAGCUGAACCCGGGCGCGCCGGCCUUCACCCCGCGCUCCAUCACGGCAGCCGCGACCAGCCCGACUAGACUUCCCCAUCGUUCCAUGGACGGCUUCUUUGACAGCCAGCCUACGACGCCAUCGUUACCCGUUCCGAACGCCCCACCGCCUACGCCCGUCCUCCCUCUGGCCCAUAUACCACCGCCACACCAUGUCCACUUCUUUGCUGCUGCGCCGGUGGUCAUGAUGCCGGCUUCUUACGCUACCUUGUUUCAUCCUGCGCAGCACCCGACCAUGUUUUCUCAACCCGGGUUGUCGCCGCAGCGGCCGGCGCCGGCGCCGUCGGUGGGGAGGAGAUUGGAGGUGGCUGAAAGUAGUGUUGACUCUGCUGAGGGGGUGGCGGUUGAACAAGACCGAAAGGUGUACAGGAGGUCGGCGGAGGUGAGAAGAUGGCCAUUAAUGCCAUCGCUGGAAGCAUUAGUGCCAUUGUUGGGAAAGGAAGUGCCAAGGAGGACGACGGGGUCGACCGGGUCGGGGAGGGAGGAUGAUGAUGGGUCGGAGGAGUCUAUGGGUUGUGAUCGAAAGGAAGAGGAGGACGAGGUUGAGGAUGCAGGGGAGGGGCCGAGGUAUCCCCGGUAUUCUAGACGGGUGCAAUCCAAGAGCGAGCCGGGCGUUUUGGGGGGAACGGUGCGGUAUCAUGAUGACUUGUCUGGUGAGGGAGAGGAAGAGGGGUCGUCUUCGGGGGGCUGAGGUUAUGGGUUAUGACAUGGGCUUUUUCUGGCGCUUAUCUUUCCCAUCUUCGUCUUUUUCUCUUUACCCCGGUCAGGAAUUGCUUGUUGUCGCAAACGACUAAGUGUUUGGCUAAACUAUUCUUAUGAUUUUUAUGGAACAUCGGGAGGGAGGCUGGGGAUGAUUUGUAGGUGUAGGUGGGUUUAGCUUA